CCAGGUAGACAGAGGACCAUGGCACUAGCGGGGGCAGACAAGGUGGCGGCGGCGGUGGUGGUGGUGGUGGUGUGCCUGGCUCUCCCCCAGCAGGUGUCAGGCCACGCUUAUGAAUUUGGGACCUGUAAGAAUAUUCCAGGUGCUCAGAACUUCCAGCCUGACCAGUUAACAGGGGUGUGGUACGUCAUCAAAAUCUUCAGCACCAACAGCCGCUGCAUGACAGUCACCUUCAACAGAACAGCGGACGGAUUCACGGCAACAGAGAGGCGGGAACUGUUUCUCGGACGCAAGGUUGGACUGGACCACAUCCUCACAAACACUGGCUACUUCACUAUCAAGAAUGACGAUGUGCCUGCCCAGAUGUCCGUCAGCUGGCCCUCCAAUUUCCUCGGGCCGGCAGACGUGACAGUGGUGGACAUUGAGAGAGACUCCUUUGCUGUGAUCUACGAGUGUAAGUCUCUGUUUGUGGUGAGGCGUACGUCAGCAGUUAUCCUCAGCCGCCAGCCCGCCCUGGACCCAACUGUCAUCGAGAGGAUUGAGGGUGACUUGAGCGCUCUGAAAAUCGAUGUCACGGAUUUCGACGUAAUGAACCACGCGGACUGCAACCAACCAGGCGAGGCGGACUUCAAUUUCAACGUAAAUGAGUAUAUUGGUGACGGCUUCAUUAAGGGAGGUCAAGGAGGGGGUCAGGAAGGAGGUCAAGGAGGUCAGGAGGGAGAGGGAGAGGGAGGAAUUGGUAUAGGGGAAAUUUUUAAUCCAGAGUUUAUCAAUUUUGACGGAGUGAGUAAUGAUGAGAAUGAGGUGCAGGGUUGAGAGAGAGAGAGAGAGAGAGAGAGAGAGAGAGAGAGAGAGAGAGAGAGAGAGAGAGAGAGAGAGAGAGAGAGAGAGAGAGAGAGAGAGAGAGAGA
Portunus trituberculatus (swimming crab) is the source of this 907-nucleotide messenger RNA. RefSeq names its product apolipoprotein D-like. NCBI's taxonomy places the organism in Eukaryota, Metazoa, Arthropoda, Malacostraca, Decapoda, Portunidae. The record is from RefSeq and is a predicted model, not a curated record. The coding region runs from base 19 to 813 and encodes 264 amino acids. The transcript has 5 exons.